Messenger RNA from Microplitis mediator, 7332 nucleotides. RefSeq names its product kelch domain-containing protein 10 homolog. NCBI's taxonomy places the organism in Eukaryota, Metazoa, Arthropoda, Insecta, Hymenoptera, Braconidae. Gene Ontology annotation, molecular function: protein binding. Bases 5838 to 7085 code for a protein of 415 amino acids. Gene Ontology annotation, biological process: positive regulation of stress-activated MAPK cascade. The record is from RefSeq and is a predicted model, not a curated record. The transcript is spliced from 7 exons.
ACUGAGAUCAAUAGAUUGAUAUUGCCGAAAUAUUCAUGGGCGUUUUUCUAUAAAAAAUACAACAACUCAACUUUUGAACCCACGCAAUAAAAAAUAAAGUAAAUAACUUCAAAUAAGAUUUCAAUUUAUUAUUUAAAAACUGCAUGAAGAUUUUGAUUUUAUUUAUAAUUCUAAAAGUGAAUAAAAAAGAUUGAUAAUUAUUUUAAAAAUGUACGCAUUUAAGCCGCAUGUGUUUACUGAACAUUCACCGAUUAGUAUUGCGAAACCUGAGGGAAGAUUGAUAUCAAGCAUACGGUGUGAUGAUAAAAAUUUAUAUACUUACAAUGGAAUUAUUCUAACUUCUAGUGGAAGAAUCAAUUCUCGUGAUCUCUGGGUGUACAAUUUGGCCGGGCAGCAGUGGAGAUCAAUGAGAAACGAGCAUUUUUUACCAUGUACACAUGAGUUAAUUAUCGGUACCAUUUAUGAAUCAAAUUAUUUGGUUAUCUGCACAAUACAAGUACCGUUCAAUGACGAGCAGUCAAGUCAGAAAUGUCUAUUACACAUUUGCGAUUUAAAUACCGAAAGUGUAGUUGUUCAAGAGACAAGUGGACAAAUUCCAGAUUCUUUAUAUCCACGUAAUUUAAUACGACAUGGAAAAUAUUAUUAUACUGUCGGAAUCACAAGAAAUAAUGAAGGCUUUUCCGAUGUGUAUAAAUUAAAUACGGAAAAUAAUGUAUGGGAAAUAGUUUAUAUCUGUCGAGGACUUGAUGCUAAUGAACCAUAUCGUAGAUCAGGUCAUACUUUAGUUUAUAGUAACAACAUGAUUUAUAUAUUUGGUGGUGGACGUGAUGAUGAUCCCGUAUUGGACGCAUAUUGUUUGAAAGAAAUAUGGGCGUUUGAUUUGGAAAAAUGCUGCUGGAAAAAAAAAGACACUCAUGGUGAUGAAAAUCACACACCGCAAUAUCCGAGUAAUAGAGAAGGAUUCGGUAUAACGAGUUAUACUGAUCCAGAUUCUGGUGAAAUCAAUGUAAUAAUAUCUGGAGGAACAGGUUUCGAUUAUGAAUAUUGUGAUGAAGAUGGUUGGCAAGGAUACUACCUAAAUAACAUGGUUGUGUUCAAUGAUGUCUGGAGAUUGAAUCUCACAAGUUUAAAAUGGACGUGUCUCGAGAGAUUUGGUACUGUCUUACCUUCUCACGUUGAGGAUCAUUCAAUGACCGUUUCUCCUGCUGGAAAAUUAUUCACAUUCGGUGGAUUUAUUUUCGGAAAUGAUAUGAGACACGGAACUUGUCCUUCUACUUUACACUCAACUUGGCUCAGGAUUCCCAAUCUCACAGACAUGUGCUGGGAAGCUGUUUUCCAUUACUAUCCAGAUUUGAAAUCAAUGACUGACAAAGAAAUCAUUUCCCUGGGCAUUCCACCGAAAUUACUCAAGUCUCGUAUCAACUAAUAAAGUAUCUAUGAAUAAAUACUAUGUAUCCAUUUAAAUAUUUAUGACACACUAACUUGAAAUUGUAAUGGUCAUAAAUUUAUUUGGAAUAACAUUGAUUACUCUCCAGUCCAUCAAUUGCUGAUCAACCCUAGUAGCUAUCUUAGUCAUGAUCUUGGAACCAUAGUAUCCCUGAUUAAACAACUGAAUUCGAUCGAAUAAAACAGAAUGAAAUUUUUAAUUCUAUUUAAUUCAGAUAAAUUCUGUUAAUUCGGUAGCUAACUUAAAAAUGAAUUCUGUCUAAUUCGGCAGGAAAACCAGAAUUUGUCCAAAUUACAACGAAUUUAAAUAAUUCUAUUCGAUUUAAUUCUGAUUAAUUCGAAAAUAAUUCUCCAAUUUCUGGUUCUGAAUCCGAAUUAAAGUGAAUUAAAACGAAUUUGAAAUUUUUAAAUCGGUUUUAUUUUGUUUAAUUCAAAUUCAAAUUUUCAAUUCAGUUGAAUUCUGUUUUGCGGAACUCGACAGAAUAUAACAGAAUUAAAAUUUUUAAUUCGGUCGAAUUCAGUUGUUUACCCUGAUUAAAAAAGUGAAUUGAAAAGUAUUGAAAAUUAUUUCAAUUCUUUUCAAUCCCUCGGCGGUUUUGGAAAGUAUUGAAUGGAAUUGAAAUUUUGAUCGUCUGAAUACUUUCCAAUUCCAAAGUAGAAUUCGAAAGUAUUGAAAAGAAUUCAAUCUUUCAUCAUUUCAAUACCAUCCAAUAUGGAAUUAUUUUGGUAUUGAGAAGGAUUCAGAAAGAUUCAAAAAUUUCAAUUCAUUUCAAUCUUUUUCAAUCCCACACUUGAUCCGAAAUGUCGGAUUAUUUAGGUAUUGAGAAGGAUUCAGAAAGAUUAAAAAUAUCAAUUCAUUUGAAUCUUUUUCAAUUCCUCGGAAGUUCAGAAAUUCUUUUAUUAUUUUGGGAUUGAAAAGUAUUCAUUUUAUGUCAAAAUGAAAACCUUGGGGUAUAGAAAGUAUUCGAAAGGAUUCAUUUCUCAUCUUUUUCAAUACUUUUCAAUUCACUUUUUUAAUCAGGGUAAUCAGGGAUAUAUAGAUAUAAUAUUUCGCUGUGUUCUCCUUGACUUGCUCAAAAUUUGAUCCAAAAUCAAUCAAUAUUGCCACAAGGGAAUUGUUUCAGAGUAAAGUGCGACUUUUUUUUAUAUUCAAAAAUUUUUUCUAUUAAUUCGUAAGAUAAUUAAUCCAAUAGUUUAAUCAUUUUUUAAGUUUACGGUUAUUUUUUUACAAUAAAAAAUGUCACUAAAAAAUUUUCUGUCAUUGUUUUUAUUCUCUAAUAAUUUACGUCACUAAGUAGACAGUUUAUUUUUAAUUAAUAUUAAAAAUUGUAUUUUUUUUUAUUAUUUAUUUUACGAAUAUUAAAACAACCCAUCAUACUCCGACAAUAAACGUCGGUAGACAUCUAGGAAAACGGAAUGUUGGUGAUGACAAUUCCGUCCAAUAAACUUCUGUCUCAAUGACACCUACUCACCUAUGGAUACACAUCCUAGUACUUAUGAAUUCAAGUUAAAAAAUUGAAGCAGUGAGAUAAAUAAAUAAUUUAUUGAUUUCAAAAAUUGAUUUUCUAGUUUACGCUGAUAAUCCGCCGAGAUUUGAUUUACUGAGGUCGCUGCCGUCGAGAUAUUAAUGUGCGUCUGAUAUAUAAAGUUGAACGAGUUAACUUUGUAACUGAUACAUCAAAAAAUAACGCAAGUUACUGCAAAUGAUAUUUUAAUUUAUCAAUAUAAAUUGCAUGAGUAUUUUAAUUUUAUUUAUUAUUUUUAAAAUUCACAAAAAAGUUGUAUAAUUAUUUAAAAAAUGUACGCAUUUAAGCCGUACGUUUUUACUGAACAUUCACUGAAUAGUAUUGCGAAACCUGAAGGAAGAAUGAAAUCCAAAAUACGAUGUGAUGGUAAAAAUUUAUAUAUUUACAGCGGUGAAGAUCCAACUGUUGUGACACAUCGAGAUGAAUCGGGCAAUGUUUUAUUCGUUUCACCAAAACCAGAAUUUCGUGAUAUCUGGGUGUACAAUCUAGCUAAACAACAAUGGAGAUUAAUGACAAUUGACAGUAAUUUACCAGAUAUCAACGACUUCAUUGUUGGUACUAUUUUUGAAUCAAAUUUAUUAUUUAUUUGCACAAUACGAAGACCUUUUAAUCGCGAGCUAUCAAGCCGCAAAUGUCGAUUACAUAUUUGUGAUUUAAAUACCGAAAGUAUACUUGUCCAGGGGACAAGUGGUCACAUUCCAUGUCCUCCAUUUGCAGUUAAUUUGAUUCGUCAUGAAAAAUAUUUUUAUAUUGUCGGAAUCGAAGAAGUUUAUGGAUACUUUUCCGAUGUAUAUAAAUUAAACAUGGAAAAUGGUGUAUGGGAAGUUGAUUAUAUCAGUCAAAGACAUAACGACCAUAUACGAGGUGCCAGAAUGAACCCUACUUUAGUUUAUGGUAACAACAUGAUUUAUAAAUUUGAUGGUGAUAGUAGUGAUUUCGAACUUGAUGAAUUUUAUUUAGAGGAAAUUUCGGCGUUUGAUUUAGAAAAGCGCUGCUGGAAAAUAGUAAACACUCUUGGUGAUGAAAAUCACAUGCCGCAUUAUCCAACUGAAAGAAGAAAUUUCGGGUUGACGAGUUACACUGAUCCAGAUUCUGGUGAAGUAAAUGUUAUAAUAUCUGGAGGAAAAGAUUAUGAAUAUAGAGAUACCUUGGAUGAUGUCUGGAGAUUGAAUCUCACAAGUUUAAAAUGGUCGUGUCUCCAGAGAUUUGGUACUGUCUUACCUCAUCACGUCGAAAAUCAUUCAAUGACCGUUUCUCCUGCUGGGAAAUUAUUCACAUUUGGUGGACAUAUUUCAAUUAAUAUGGAAGAUGGAACUUGUUCUUCUACUUUACACUCAACUUGGCUCAGGAUUCCCAAACUUGAAGACAUUUGUUGGGAAGCUGUUUUCCAUUACUAUCCGGACUUGAAAUCAAUGACUGACAAAGAAAUCAUUUCCCUCGGCCUUCCAUUGCAGUUACUCAAGUCGCGUAUUAAUUAAUGGAAUAUUUAUAAGUAAAUUUACUUUAUUUAUUUUUUUAUUUAUAAUACUAGCGCUUAAAAUUUUAAUGGUCAUAAAUUUAUUUUAAUUCAAAUUUAUUACUCUCCAGUUGACCUAUUGCUGAUAAAUCUUUUAAGAAUACAGUACAGUAAUUUAUUUGUUUUUAUUUUAUAAUAUAUAAUUUUUCUAUCGAAUACGAAAUCAAGCCAUUUUACCCCGACUAUAAACAUCUACCCUGGCGGUUUUGAAUCACCCUGCAAAUAGCCUGGAAACACCCUAGGAGUGGAAACACAGUGGAAUCACGGUGGAUCCAGGGUGGUUACACGGUGGGUUUGUGCCAUUUUAUCACCCUGAUUCCAUGGUGGUUACACGAUGUUUUCACGAUGGUUACACGGUGUACCCACCAUGAUUCCACGGUGUAUUCACCGAGAUUUCACGGUGUAUCCGCGGUGUACGUGGAAUCACGGUAGGUACAGCGUGUAACCACCGUGGAAUCAGUGUGGCUACACCGUGUAACCACCGUGGAAUCACGGUGAUAAAAUGAAAAAAACCCACCGUGUAAUCACCGUGGAUCCACCGUGAUUCCAGGGUGUUUCAAGGGUGAUUCAAAACGUCAGGGUAGGUAAACGGAAUGUUGGUAAUGACAAUUUUGUCCAAUAAACUGUUAGUCUCAAUGACAGCUAUCGUCUAUGGGUAUUCAAGUACUGAUUAAUUGAAGCAUUGACAUAUUAAUGAAUAAUUUAUCGAUUUACUUAUUAAAAAUUUUUAAUAACUCAGCUGUCAAAAUUUUAUCGAUUAGUGAAAAAAAAGUUGAAGAAUUAAUUGAAAAGAGGACAAUUGUCGCUGGGAAUUCGAAUUUUCAAAGUUUGUGCGCUAAAAUUUAUUUGAUAAAUUUCGUUCAACUCCUAAUUAAUAAUAACUAGUAAUUUUUUUUUAAUUUUAUAUCAUUAAGAAAUUGCAUGAUACUGAAGUUAGCAGACGUCUAAUAAUUUUUGAAUUUUUUUUCAGACGAUAGACCACAAAAAAAAAGUAUUUUAAUAAAUUGCACCUGUAGUUUUCAAAAUUUUCUACAUGUGCAUAAUUUCAUUAUAUUUUUUUGCAAUUGAUUUUUUGUAAAAAAAAAAUUCAAAAAUUUUCAAAUGUCUGCUAACUUCAGGAUUAUGAAAUUGUAACUACUUUUUUUCCAAUUAAGGUUUAAAUUUUUUGAUUAAUUAAUAAAAUUUGAAUCCGAUUAUGACAGUUGAGUAAUUGAAAAUUUUUAAACAGUGGGGGCACUGUCUGAGAAUGUCCUUAAUAAUUUGAUUUGUAGCUUAUCAGCGGAUUUAUUUAACUGAGAUCGAUGUUAUCGAGAUGUUUCAUAUAAAAAGAAUAAAAACAAGUUGAAUUGAUGCAUGAGAACUUUAAUUCUAUUUAUUAUUUCAAAAAUUCAUUAAAAAGUUUUAUAAUUAUUUUAAAAAUGUACGUAUUUAAGCCGCAUGUUUUCACUGAACUUUUGCCAAAGGGUAUUGCGAAACCUACAGGAAGAAUGAACUCGAUUAUACGAUGUGAUGGUAGAAAUUUAUAUAUUUUCAAUGGCGAGGAUCCAACUGUUGCGGAUUUUAUAGAACUGUCAGAUGAAUUUCGUGAUUUCUGGGUGUACAAUUUAGCUGAAGCACAAUGGAGAUUAAUGAAGAAUGAAAGUAAUUUACCAGAUUAUAAUGAUUUAAUUUUUGGUACGAUUUGUGAAUCAAAUUAUUUAUUUAUUUGCAUAAUACAAACUCCUUUUAAUAAUAAACUGUCAAGUCGCAAAUGCCGAUUACAUAUUUGCGAUUUAAAUACCGAAAGUAUACUUGUCCAGGCAACAAGUGGACAAAUUCCAUAUCCUACCUUUUCAAUUAAUUUAAUUCGCCAUGGAAAAUAUUUUUAUACGGUUGGAAUCAAAAGAGAUAAUGGAAAAUUUUCCGAUGUAUAUAAAUUAAAUAUGGAAAAUGGUGUAUGGGAAAUUGUCUAUACCUGUCGAGGACUUGAUACUAAUGAACCAGUUGGUAGAUCAGGUCAUACUUUAGUUUAUGGGAACAAUAUGAUUUAUAUAUUUGGUGGAGUUAUAGAUGGCCCCGGACUUGAUACGUUUUCUUUUGUCAAAAUUUCGGCGUUUGAUUUAGAAAACUGCUGCUGGAAAAUAGUAGAGACUCAUGGUGAUAAGAAUUACAUACCACACUACCCAACUGAAAGAGAAGACUUCGGGGUGACGAGUUACACUGACCCAGAUUCAGAUGAAAUGAAUGUGAUAGUAUCUGGAGGAACAGUUGAUCAUAAUGAUGCCUUCAAUGAUGUCUGGAGUUUGAAUCUCUCAAGUUUGAAGUGGACGUGUCUUGAGAAAUAUGGUACCGUCUUACCUUGCUAUGUUGAUAGUCACUCAAUGACCAUUUCUCCAGCUGGAAAAUUAUUCACAUUCGGUGGAUAUAUUUUCAAUAAUGAUAUGGAACAAGGAACUUGUUCUUCUACUUUACACUCAACUUGGCUCAGGAUUCCUAAACUCACGGACAUUUGUUGGGAAGCUGUUUUCCAUUACUAUCCAGAUUUGAAAUCAAUGACUGACAAAGAAAUCAUUUCCCUGGGCAUUCCACCGCAAUUACUCAAGUCGCGUAUUAAUUAAUAAAAUAUUUAUAAGUAAAUUUACUGUAUUUAUUUUUUUAUUUAUACUAGCGCUUAAAAUUGUAAUGGUCAUAAAUUUAUUUUGAUUCAAAUUUAUUACUCUCCAGUUGACCUAUUGCUGAUAAAUCUUUUAAGAAUACAGUACAGAUUUUUUUAUAUCAAAAAAUUGUUUCUAUAAACAUUUAAGAUAAAUAAUUCAAUAUUUGAAUUAUUUUUAAAGUUUGCUGUUAUUUUUGUAUAAUAAAAAA